AUGUGCUCCUUGCGACUCCUGGUGUGCGCAGUCGCCUCGUCUAUCGUCGACUCUUUGCCAGACAACAACGUGCAGUUGGACAUGGGUCUCUCUGCGGCUCAGCCGACUGUGAAGUACUUUGCUCGCGUGAUUAAUGAGGGUGACGACUGCUCGUACGCCGAGAAAACGGUCCCAAUGUGUGCUAGAAAGGACUCUGUCUGUCGGAUGCCACCCGGGGGAGAAGCUGAUGCCAACGAUCCUUCGUGCCUGGCUUACGACCCGAGCAACAUGGAGGACAACCCGUUUGAGAUCGAGGACUCAGCGGUCGUUCCGUGGGGAAAUUGCAACCCGACAGCGGAGCUCAAGAGGAAGAUUGGCGACCCGCCUGUGUGUAAGAGGGACUUUCAGUGUCGGUGUCUCCACGGAGCUGGCGAGAACUUCAUCUGCGCUCCAGCGGAUGCAGUGGACGAUGUGCGUGGAGCUCGGACGUGUCAGAACGUGACGUCUGCUUGUCCCACGGACGAGUACUGCCACUAUGUGGAAGCUGGAGGUGUUGAGUGUGGACCGAAACCGUACUUCUUGUGA
Molecule: messenger RNA, 564 nt
Organism: Peronospora matthiolae
Lineage: Eukaryota; Oomycota; Peronosporomycetes; Peronosporales; Peronosporaceae
Source: the annotation of a GenBank genome assembly